AAGGGGAGGGCUUGGGGCGGGAAGAUGGCUUCCACCAAGCGGGUGCUGUAUGUGGGUGGACUUGCGGAAGAGGUGGAUGAGAGAGUUCUUCAUGCUGCCUUUAUUCCCUUUGGAGAUAUCACUGAUAUUCAGAUACCUCUGGACUAUGAAACUGAAAAGCACCGGGGAUUUGCUUUCAUUGAAUUUGAGUUGGCAGAGGACGCUGCAGCAGCUAUUGACAAUAUGAACGAAUCUGAGCUUUUUGGCAGGACGAUUCGUGUCAACUUGGCCAAGCCAAUGCGGAUUAAGGAAGGCUCUUCCAGGCCGGUCUGGUCGGAUGAUGACUGGUUGAAGAAGUUUUCGGGGAAGACGCUUGAGGAGAAUGCAGAGGAAGAGGGUGCAGAGCCUUCCAAAUCAGAGGCGCAGGAGGGUGAGCCUCCUGCUAAGAAGUCUAGAGCCAAUCCUCAGGUGUACAUGGACAUCAAGAUUGGAAACAAGCCCGCAGGCCGACUCCAGAUUCUCCUGCGCUCGGACAUUGUGCCCAUGACAGCGGAGAAUUUCCGCUGCUUAUGCACCCACGAAAAGAGCUUUGGCUUCAAGGGAAGCAGUUUCCACCGCGUCAUCCCCCAGUUCAUGUGUCAGGCUGGAGAUUUCACCAACCACAAUGGCACCGGAGGCAAAUCCAUCUACGGGAAGAAGUUUGAUGAUGAAAACUUUAUUCUGAAGCACACGGGACCAGGGUUGUUAUCAAUGGCGAACUCUGGCCCAAACACCAACGGCUCCCAAUUCUUCAUCACUUGUGAUAAAACGGACUGGCUGGACGGCAAGCAUGUGGUCUUUGGAGAGGUGACGGAAGGGAUGGAGGUGGUGCGGCAGAUCGAGGCUCAAGGCAGCAAAGAUGGGAAACCCAAGGAGAAAGUGAUCAUUUCAGACUGUGGGGAGUAUGUGUGAGCCCCUGUCUGUCAGGAGUCUGGAUGGGGUGACCAGAUGAGCAGUGAAGGCUGGAAGUUGUUCUGGAUGGGGAAAAAAGAACUGGAGCCUGCCAAGGAGAAAAGUCACCUUGUUACUCCACAAGUCCCACUUGCCACAUAGUUUCUUUAGAAACUACCAUAUUGGCUUGGGCUGGACAGUCUGGUCAGCAGACAGCAUAGGCUCAUCAGUGGGUGCUUUUCCACCCGGGGAGGGCACAGGAAGCUUCCUUUAAAAAAACGUGCAAAUAGUUUGUCCAAUCCAGAGUGGAUCCUCUGUCCCUCCUCUGCGAGGCAUCUCCAAUCCUGCCGGUGUCUUCCGUAGAGAAUUUUUACUUGUUUAAAAUAAACCAGAGCUUUUAUAAA
Emys orbicularis (European pond turtle) is the source of this 1313-nucleotide messenger RNA. RefSeq names its product peptidylprolyl isomerase E (gene PPIE). The coding region runs from base 25 to 930 and encodes 301 amino acids. Lineage: Eukaryota; Metazoa; Chordata; Testudines; Emydidae. Gene Ontology annotation, biological process: protein peptidyl-prolyl isomerization; protein folding. Gene Ontology annotation, molecular function: RNA binding; peptidyl-prolyl cis-trans isomerase activity. The record is from RefSeq and is a predicted model, not a curated record. The transcript is spliced from 10 exons. Gene Ontology annotation, cellular component: intracellular membrane-bounded organelle.